CACAGUUCGAAGUAGAUUUACUUGAUUAAAGAAGAUGUUUCCAAAGCGUUUUCAUUUUGUGGUAAUGGUUUUCGUUUCCCUUCAAUUGAAAGGUAAGUGUUUCGUGGUUUACAUCACGCAUUGUUAACCCUGAUGAUAAGAGUGAUCGAGAUUGGUUCAUACUAAGACUACUUGUACCGGAUAGCUUUCCAUAGCGACGUGAAAACACCUAUCCGAACCUUUACUGAUGGAACGCUGUUUGCAGAGGAAUUAUUACAACGGAGAAAUGUUAUUUUGCUCAGCUUCUGAAAGUUGCACAUGUACAUUCCGUAACGGUUAGAUGUUUUUAGCGCCGCUACGGGAUACGUAAAGCCAUCCGGAACCUAUACUAUUCGCUGUUCGUACCGUUUACAAAGAAGGAGCAAGUAAUUUCAGAAUCUUACUUCAAUUUUCACGAUUCCACCUUGCGUUCAAAAUAUAGCAGGCAUAUAACGUAAAUAAAUGCUCACCUACACGGUCAAAGUUGAGGUGUUUAUAGUACAAUUUUCGCACAGUGUGAGCGAGUAUAAAAAGGCGGCACCAGAGUUUAAAAAAAGCGUAAACCAACUUUAUAAUUCCAAUUUGCAACAUUUGUUCUCGCUUUACGAAAAUACACAAGUUGCAAGGUCAAGGGUCCUAAACUUUUUGUAACUAUUAUAAACGAACGAAAUAAACACAAGUUUUGAAAAACCGAUUACCCGGAAAAUAUCAAAACUGAUAUUUGCAGUAUAAAUAAAAACGCAUAGAGAAUACAGUAAGAUAUCACCAUAUUAUUUCACACUUUUGCAUUGCUUUUCAGGUGCAGCUUGUUUCUUUGUGAAACUUUUCUCAAACUAUGGCUCUACCUCGGUACGUUGUGUUAAUGACACAGGUCAAAUACAGUCAAGCGACAGUUGGGGAAACUUGUUCUUUCUGGAAUUUUCCGUCAACAGCUGUCUGGAUCCAGCUGCCCAGUUUCGCUUUCGUGAUAAUGGUGCCAUGUUAAAUCUGAAAAGACAGGGAUGUCUCGCUGCAUUCAAUAUGCCUGGUUCAGGUUAUAAUCUUGAUAUGUUUUAUCUUUACGUUGACUCAGUCAGUUUAGAUAGAGAUGCAUGUGCUCAAAGGCCUAAAGAGGGCAUCUAUCGUGCCAUAACCCAGACCGCAGAGGGAAGCCUGUCUGUCUAUUACAAAGGGAAAUAUAAGAAUUCAUCUGAAGCCUGGUUUGCAGAUCUUAGACGAAGUGACAAACUUUAUGAAAGUUAUGGAAUAUAUUACUACAUCGGGUUGAAGGCGAACUAUGGUAACAGAUAUAUUUUCGGUAAGAUUUUGUUAAGAGUCUUUCGUAUUUUGGUAGACCUUGUUUCUGAAAGUUUUUUCAUUCUGCACGAUGAAAUGUUUAACCCAUUGAGCGCUAUCCCUAAUUUAAUUAAAAUCUUUUUCUCUCGCUAAAUAUGCUGAUUUAGCUCGCGUUUCUUGUUCUUGUUAGCCAAACAUUCUCCCCGCCACUUCUUUACCCAAUAAUCAACACGAAAUAGUACUGAAUUAUGUAAUGGUAAAAACAAAUUGGUUAAACCGACUUACUAAGAAAUUGUAGUCCCAGCGGCGUUGUUAAAACCUGUACAUUUCUAAUAUCCCUUACUACGUAAUCUUAAGAAUAUGAGUAAUAUUUGGGGAGAAAAAAUUACUCAAAGCUUAUGUAAAUCAGCAGGAAUUUAAAAAACAAGCUCCUUUCGCCGUCAUGAAUUAUUUUAUUAAUUACUAAAAAAAAUUACACAUUACUUAUUGGGUACAUGUUCAUAAAUUUAUGUAGCAAUGCACGAGAUAUAUUUUCAUUUUAAAUUGAUGCAAAUUUUCAUCCAAACUAAAUGAUAAUUUAAUCAAGAUCUACUGGCUUCACAAAUUCCCCUCUACACACAAACACAACAUUAAUACAAUCCACCAGAUCAAAACAUCAUUUUGGCUUAAGUAAUUACGUUAAUAUAUUGACAUUGCGCUUAACGAUAUAUGAAAGUAUUUCUCUCAAAAAUAUUAUAGUCUGGCAGAUUUUCGUUAUACAAAAACAAUUAUUUCUCCAUUAAAGGUUCAGUGACAUGUAAUGGCGAUAAAGUGAAGAAUGCCAACUGUCCUAAAGAUCAAUACAUGGUGGUCAAGUUUGCAUCUUAUCGUGGAUUGCUUGGUACAAAGACAUGUGGUUUAAGUGACGAUUAUAGUUGUGAAGUUGAUGUAACAUGUCUUGUCAAGAAACAAUGUGAUGGUCUACAUGAAUGUAGUAUAACUGUGGAUGAGAUCUUGUU
Molecule: messenger RNA, 2291 nt
Organism: Paramuricea clavata
Lineage: Eukaryota; Metazoa; Cnidaria; Anthozoa; Malacalcyonacea; Plexauridae
Source: the annotation of a GenBank genome assembly